UUUAAGGAACUGGGAAGGACACAUACACACACCCUCAGACCCCCUUAUCACGCAUGCCAGGCUUUGCUCUACAACCCGAAUGCUCCCUUCAAAGGGAAGGAAAGCUUUUAUGAGGUCACAGACUUGAGUCCAAAGCUGGAACCAGAGCAGAGGUGGCCACGUUGGAGGGUCAUGAUCUAAAGUGCGACCCCCGCCUUCUCCUUUGGCAUCCUCACCUACUGCGCCUGGCCUCAGGGGGACAGCUGGAACCAGAGCUGUGUGACCUUCAGGUCCCUGGAGGAUAUUCCUGACUUCGCCUGGAAGCUCUCAGCUGUGAUGGCUCUCGGAGGCUGGCUCCUGUUGGCCUUCAAUGCAAUCCUCCUCCUGUCCUGGGCCAUGGCCCCCAAAGGGCUGUGCCCGAGGCGGGGCAGUGGCCCAAUGCCAGGGGUGCAGGCAGCGGCAGCCACUGCCACCAUCGUGGGCCUGCUGGUUUUCCCAAUCAGCCUGGCCUCACCGUUCGCCAAGGAAGUCUGUGAAACCUCCUCUGCAUACCAUGGUGGGAGGUGCCAGGUGGGCUGGGGCUACGUAACUGCCAUCUUGAGCGCAGUCCUGGCCAGCCUCCUGCCUGUGAUCAGCUGGCCCAGGGUGACCAACGUCCAGGGGACGACCAUCCUAUUCUCCAGUGACACUGAGAAAAUCAUCCUGGUGCCAGAAAGGAACAAAUAAAAAUCUCCCCGGAGGAGCAAAAAGCGCAAUCCAGCAUUGUACGAAAGCACCCAUUUCCUACCCAGUUUCAGAUCCUACCCGUACUGCUUCCUUGUGGUGUGAUCUCAGGCAAGACACUUCACCCCUCUGGACUCCAGUUUUUUUCUUCUGCAAAAUGGAAGUUGAAAUAAUGCCCACCUCAUAAGGCUGUUCCGGGAAUUAACUUGAGAUUCUCUAUAUAAAUAAAGCAUU
This is a messenger RNA of Lemur catta (Ring-tailed lemur), 936 nucleotides long. It is a transcript of the gene LHFPL7, whose product is annotated as LHFPL tetraspan subfamily member 7. The record is from RefSeq and is a predicted model, not a curated record. NCBI's taxonomy places the organism in Eukaryota, Metazoa, Chordata, Mammalia, Primates, Lemuridae. Gene Ontology annotation, cellular component: membrane. The transcript is spliced from 4 exons. The coding region runs from base 316 to 705 and encodes 129 amino acids.